Esox lucius (northern pike) is the source of this 1979-nucleotide messenger RNA. It is a transcript of the gene tmem184ba, whose product is annotated as transmembrane protein 184ba. Gene Ontology annotation, biological process: transport. Gene Ontology annotation, molecular function: transporter activity. Bases 392 to 1690 code for a protein of 432 amino acids. NCBI's taxonomy places the organism in Eukaryota, Metazoa, Chordata, Actinopteri, Esociformes, Esocidae. The record is from RefSeq and is a predicted model, not a curated record. The transcript has 10 exons.
UUGUGACGUCGGCAAUAGUGUUGCUAGCAGGCGAGAAAGGAAUGACGGAGUUUACCCUACAGAAAAACUGACAUUUAACCUGUAUUGUUCAUAGCUAAAUAAUGAAGAACGGACCAAUUCAUUCACAUUAGUACUUUAAAAAGUUAAAAACGGAGACUUAAAAAAAGGGAUUCAACUUGUGAAUCAAAACGGAAAGAUUUCCAGAAGAUGAAGAAAAGAUUUCCAGUCGAGCAAGACUGGAAGAUAAACAUGGAUGUCGAGUAACGAAACAUUUUUAUCUCGUUUCUGAGUUUAAAAUUAAACCAACAAAACCAAAGUUUGCACUAAAUCCAUCCACUGAUUAAAGAAGUUAACUUUUCAGAUCAAUCGUCUGUAAAAAGAGGGUCUCCAGAUGAUCCGUUUGUGGAGGCGUGACAUGUCCUUGUCUGAGCGACUAGGCGUUGGAGAAGGGAAGGGCUCCCUCCUGGGUGUAGCCCCUGCUCCCCUUCCCACCAUGGCAGCCCCAGGGCCCAACAUUUCCUGGCUCCCAGAGGCCCCCCUGCUCACCCCAGACCAGCCCAUCUUCCUGAUGACCCCCGCUGCCCAGGCCCUGUCAGGCUUCUUCGUCUGGACUGCCCUGCUAAUCACAUGCCACCAGAUCUACAUGCACCUAAGGUACUACAGUUCUCCUAACGAGCAGAGACAUAUUGUGCGGAUCCUCUUCAUCGUUCCCAUCUACGCUUUUGACUCGUGGCUCAGCCUCCUCUUCUUCACUAACGAGGAGUACUACGUCUACUUUGACACGGUCAGGGACUGUUACGAGGCGUUUGUCAUCUAUAACUUCCUGAGCCUGUGUUAUGAGUACCUGGGAGGGGAGAGCGCAAUCAUGGCUGAGAUUAGAGGAAAACCCAUAGAGUCCAGUUGUAUGUAUGGUACGUGCUGUCUCUGGGGGAGGAGCUACUCCAUUGGGUUCCUGCGGUUCUGUAAACAGGCCACACUCCAGUUCUGUGUGGUCAAACCCCUAAUGGCCAUGGUCACGGUCAUCCUGCAGGCCUUUGGAAAGUACCGUGACGGGGACUUCAAUGUGAACAGUGGGUACCUGUACGUGUCCAUCAUCUACAACAUCUCCGUCAGCUUGUCUCUCUACGCACUCUUCCUCUUCUACUUCUCCACGCGCCACCUGCUCAGCCCUUACAGACCCUUACUCAAGUUCUUCAUGGUCAAAUCUGUCAUUUUCCUCUCCUUUUGGCAGGGCAUGUUGCUGGCCAUCCUUGAAAAGUGUGGGGCCAUCCCCGAAAUCAACUCACCAGAGGUGUCAGUGGGAGAGGGAACAGUUGCCGCUGGUUACCAAAACUUCAUUGUCUGUAUAGAGAUGUUCUUUGCCUCUCUGGCCCUGCGCCAUGCUUUCACAUACAAAGUCUACAUGGAAAAGAGACUGGACUCACUCUCUCAGGGCCCAGUUCCUAUAUAUGGAAUCCACGGUCGCUGUGCCCCCAUGAAGAGCAUUUCCAGUAGCCUGAAGGAGACGAUGAAUCCAGGAGACAUGGUCCAGGAUGCUAUCCAUAACUUCUCCCCCGCCUAUCAGCAGUACACCCAGCAGUCAUCCCUGGAACAGGGCCACUCUGCCCCGGCUGUGUCCCGGACACACAGCGCCAUCAGUACUCGAGACAACGAGAAGACCCUGUUGCUCAGUUCAGAUGAUGAGUUCUAAACCCACGCUGUGAACCGCUGACAAACAGUUGAGGCGCAGCACCACCCCUGGUCUUCUUCAUAUUGUACUGAGGCAGAGGAUUUAGAACGUGUGUUCAGGGUUUGGUUAUUCAAUACCCAACCUUAUGGCACAGCCUGGUCUGUUCAUUUAAUGUCAUCUACUACACUUACUAUAACACACAUUCAGGAUUAUAAGUAAUGGCUUGUCUUGAUAGAGCAUAUGCUGAGGUAUGUCAUGGUUAAUCCCAAACAGAUUUGUACUUCGCUUUAUUAAACAGACAUUUCUGGUA